CAAAGAUUCGAGACUGCUUCGAUUCAAAAUAACACGUCUUCAGCUGUUCUAUAAAAAUAGAAUACAUCCUUUAUCCUUUUCUCCUUACGAUACUCAUCGCUUUACUCAUAAUGGAUCUACCAAAGUGGCAAGACCGGAAUUCGGUUCUCAACCCGCAAAGAACCAAGCGAUUCACACUAUUCGUCGUCUUUUUAUUCGUUUCAGUAGCUAUCAUCUUUUCCUUACGCCAAUAUCCAGACUCAUUCAAUAAGCUUCAAUGGUCUUCAACACCAGAAACUGUCAAGACAAACACAAGCGUUCAACAAAUUACAGAAGCAUACAUUCACAAUAGCAAUCAGACAAUCAGCAGCACUUCUCCGAAAAAACCCGCCAGGAUAAUAAAAGUCACUGCCGCUUAUGGAAAAGGUGCAAUCAUUCAAGAUGAAAAGACAAAAGCAGCCGUUACAACUCGAGAACGCAUUUUACAAACGCACAUCGAUCAUGCCAACAGGAAUGGCCAUAUUCAAUUCGUUCAGAGGUCAGAUAUUAUGGGAAAUAUAAUGACAAAAAUUGGUACUGUAUUGAAGGUAUUAAUGGACGAAAUGGCUAAACCUGAAGAAGAACGAUCAGAAUGGAUUUGGGCACACGACGCAGAUAUGGUCAUCAUGAAUCGCAUGUUAAGUCUCGAAGCCUUCCUACCGCCAAAAGGUAAAGAUUAUAACCUACUCGUAACCUACGAUGGUAACGGGCUAAAUAUUGGCUCCUUUUUCAUCAAGAUUAAUACUUGGUCGGUCUACCUUUUAAGUGCUGUAUUAGCAUCUCCACAAUUGGGACAGGCAACAGGUUCUUUAUAUCCAGAUCAAGAUGUUAUGGGUCAAUUGAUUAAGCAUAAUAAAUAUUUCAAGGACAAAUCCGUUGAGAUCCCUCUCCGUUGGGUCAAUGCCUACCCGGAGACGUGGAGUAGCAAUGCAUUCCGAAAAGGCGAUUUACUCGUUCAUUGCAUUUGGAUUUCAAAGAAAGAUUUACCUUACUAUCUUGACAAAUCCGAAAGUCUGAAUCCUGAUCUCAAUACGUUGCCUUCACUUUCGGGAUUGGAAACAAACAUAACAAAGUUCUGGCAUGGUUCUCUACCGCUGGAGCAGCUAUCUUGA
Molecule: messenger RNA, 1130 nt
Organism: Meira miltonrushii
Lineage: Eukaryota; Fungi; Basidiomycota; Exobasidiomycetes; Exobasidiales; Brachybasidiaceae
Exons: 3
Coding region: 111-1130 (339 amino acids)
Biological process (GO): protein N-linked glycosylation
Cellular component (GO): Golgi membrane
Molecular function (GO): glycosyltransferase activity
Source: RefSeq, a predicted model, not a curated record